Messenger RNA from Daldinia vernicosa, 826 nucleotides. RefSeq lists its product as uncharacterized. Bases 226 to 711 code for a protein of 161 amino acids. The record is from RefSeq and is a predicted model, not a curated record. Lineage: Eukaryota; Fungi; Ascomycota; Sordariomycetes; Xylariales; Hypoxylaceae. The transcript has 4 exons.
UCUACGUAACCUACAGGGUCAUCUGAGAGAUGACUCCAAUUCUCACCGGAAUGUACUCAUAUAUGCCGUAUUCGUAACGUUUAAUCGUCUUGUAAAUACUCCCAAGACGCGCGGAAUUCCCGAUAUGGCAAUUUUGUAGCUUUACAGCAACUGGUUAACACAGAUAUAACUUUAACUUUAUUUGGUGACUUGAAGAAACUCGUCAUCUUCUGACUCAAGGCUACAAUGUUACAUACGAAACAUCUUGAGGAUCACGAUUAUAAAGAAGACCUCAAAGACAGCUCGUUGUCGAGUUUUCUUCUCCAUCGACAUCCAGACACCCAACGCAAAAUAAGACAUCGAAAUCUACGACUACUUCCAUCUCCAUUGCCACUUCGACGACAUCCAUCCAAGAUGUAUCCCAAGACCGCUAUCGUUUCCGCUCUUGUGUUCCUCUUCGCCGGUCAGGCCAUGAGUGAGGACAUGAAUCCUAUGACCGCCGCCGACCCAUACGCUGCCUGCAACUGCCCGGGCAACUGCCUGAAGAGAGAAGGCAACAAAUGCAGGUACUAUUCUAGUCCUCUCCGCCAUAUAAUCUACCUUGGGCAUUGCCAGAAGGUUAAAGGCACAAAAGUUUGCGUUCGUCUUAGCCCAGGCUCUGCCGCGGAGCAAGACGAAAUUGAUGUAGGCUCUGCCGCUGAGCAGAAUGGCACUGAGGAAAAUGGUAACUAGGCAAUUUGAAGAUCUCCGUCGCUACGGAUAUAAGUUGCUUAGAAAGGAGAGUUAGUAAUAUAAGGACAGUAAUAUAAGGACAGUUAGUAAUAUAAGGCUUUAUCGUCGUCAACUA